AUGCCGGCCAUGCGGGGGCUCCUGGCGCCGCAGAACACCUUCCUGGACACGAUCGCCACGCGCUUCGACGGCACGCAUAGUAACUUCGUGCUGGGCAACGCCCAGGUGGCGGGGCUCUUCCCGGUGGUCUACUGCUCCGAUGGCUUCUGCGACCUCACGGGCUUCUCCCGGGCCGAGGUCAUGCAGCGAGGCUGCGCCUGCUCCUUCCUCUACGGGCCGGACACCAGUGAGCUCGUCCGUCAGCAGAUCCGCAAGGCUCUGGAUGAGCACAAGGAGUUCAAGGCUGAGCUGAUCCUGUACAGGAAGAGCGGACUUCCAUUCUGGUGCCUCCUGGAUGUGAUACCCAUAAAGAACGAGAAAGGGGAGGUGGCCCUCUUCCUGGUCUCUCACAAGGAUAUCAGUGACACCAAGACCCGAGGGGGCCCUGACAACUGGAAGGAGACAGGGGGUGGCCGGCGCCGCUAUGGCCGAGCGGGGUCAAAAGGCUUCAAUGCCAACCGACGGAGGAGCCGGGCUGUGCUCUACCACCUGUCUGGGCACCUGCAGAAACAACCCAAGGGCAAACACAAGCUCAACAAGGGAGUGUUUGGGGAGAAACCAAACUUGCCGGAGUACAAAGUGGCCGCCAUCCGGAAGUCACCUUUCAUCCUGCUGCACUGCGGGGCGCUGAGAGCCACCUGGGACGGCUUCAUCCUGCUGGCCACACUCUACGUGGCCGUCACCGUACCCUACAGCGUGUGCGUGAGCACGGCCCGGGAGCCCAGCACUGCCCGCGGCCCGCCCAGCGUCUGUGACCUGGCCGUGGAGGUGCUCUUCAUCCUUGACAUCGUGCUGAACUUCCGCACCACGUUCGUAUCCAAGUCCGGCCAGGUGGUGUUCGCCCCCAAGUCCAUCUGCCUCCACUACGUCACCACCUGGUUCCUACUGGAUGUCAUCGCGGCGCUGCCCUUCGACCUGCUGCACGCCUUCAAGGUCAACGUGUACUUCGGGGCGCACCUGCUGAAGACCGUGCGGCUGCUGCGGCUGCUGCGGCUGCUCCCGCGCCUGGACCGGUACUCGCAGUACAGUGCCGUGGUGCUCACGCUGCUCAUGGCCGCGUUCGCCCUGCUCGCCCACUGGGUGGCCUGCGUCUGGUUCUACAUCGGCCAGCGAGAAAUCGAGAGCAGCGAGUCGGAGCUGCCUGAGAUUGGCUGGCUGCAGGAACUGGCCCGCCGCCUGGAGACGCCCUACUACCUGGUGGGCCGGACCCCAGCAGGCGGGAACGGCUCUGGGCCUGGGGACAACUGUAGCAGCAGCGGCCGCAGCGAAGCCAACGGCACGGGGCUGGAGCUCCUGGGUGGGCCGUCGCUGCGCAGCGCCUACAUCACCUCCCUAUACUUCGCGCUCAGCAGCCUCACCAGCGUGGGCUUUGGCAACGUGUCCGCCAACACGGACACAGAGAAGAUCUUCUCCAUCUGCACCAUGCUGAUCGGCGCCCUGAUGCACGCAGUGGUGUUUGGGAACGUGACAGCCAUCAUCCAACGCAUGUACGCCCGCCGCUUCCUCUACCACAGCCGCACUCGCGACCUGCGAGACUACAUCCGCACGCACCGCAUCCCCAAGCCCCUCAAACAGCGCAUGCUCGAGUGUUUCCAGGCCACCUGGGCGGCGAACAACGGCAUUGACACCGCCGAGCUCCUGCAGAGCCUCCCGGAUGAGCUCCGUGCCGACAUCGCCAUGCACCUGCACAAGGAAGUCCUACAGCUGCCGCUGUUCGAGGCCGCAAGCCGCGGCUGCCUGCGGGCUCUGUCGCUGGCCCUGCGGCCGGCCUUCUGCACGCCCGGGGAGUAUCUCAUCCACCAGGGCGACGCCCUCCAAGCUCUCUACUUUGUCUGCUCCGGUUCCAUGGAGGUGCUCAAGGGUGGCACCGUGCUUGCCAUCCUAGGGAAGGGUGAUCUGAUUGGCUGUGAGCUGCCUCGGCGGGAGCAGGUGGUCAAGGCCAAUGCUGACGUGAAGGGGCUGACCUACUGCGUCCUGCAGUGCCUGCAGCUGGCCGGGCUGCACGAGAGCCUUGCACUGUACCCCGAGUUUGCGCCACGCUUCAGCCGCGGUCUCCGAGGAGAACUCAGCUACAACCUGGGUGCUGGGGGAAGCUCUGCGGAGGUGGACACCAGCUCCUUGAGUGGUGACAACACCCUCAUGUCCACACUGGAGGAGAAGGAGACAGAUGGGGAACAGGGCCCCACAGUCUCACCAGCCCCUGCCGACGAGCCCUCCAGUCCCCUGCUGUCCCCUGGCUGCACCUCUUCAUCUUCAGCCGCCAAGCUGUUGUCCCCACGUCGAACUGCACCCCGGCCCCGUCUCGGCGGCAGAGGCCGGCCGAGCCGGGCCGGGGCUUUGAAGGAAGAGGCUGGACCCUCUACUCACCCACGGACCCUAGAGGGGCUGCGGCUUCCCCCUGUGCCAUGGAAUGUGCCCCCGGAACUGAGCCCCAGGGUUGUUGAUGGCAUCGAGGAUGGCUGUGGAUCCUCUGACCAGCCCCAGUUCUCCUUCCGCGUGGGGAAGCCUGGCCCGGAAUGUAGCAGCAGGCCCUCCCCAGUGCCAGAGAGCGGCCUGCUCACUGUGCCGCUUGGGCCCAGUGAGGCGAGAAACACAGACACCCUGGACAAGCUUCAGCAGGCGGUGAUGGAGCUGUCCGAGCAGGUGCUGCAGAUGCGGGAGGGGCUGCAGUCGCUGCGCCAGGCCGUGCAGCUCGUGCUGGAGCCCCACGGGGAGGGCCGGUGCCCAGCCAGCCCCUCGGGGCUCCUGCAGCCCCUGCGCGUGGACACCGACGCCUCCUCCCAAGCCCCGCAGCCCCCAGCUGGCUCAGUCGUAACCGGAACUUGGCCCCACCCACGAGGACCCUCUCCUCUCAUGGCACCUUGGCCCUGGGGGCCCCCGGCAUCUCAGAGCUCCCCCUGGCCUCGAGCCACAGCUUUAUGGGCUUCAACCUCGGACUCAGAGCCCCCAGGCUCAGAGGAACUCUGCUCUGAGCCCAGCACGCCGGCCUCGCCCCCUCCUUCUGAGGAAGCAGCUAGGACUGGGCCCCCCGAGGCCACGAGCCAGGCCGAGGCCACCAGCACUGGAGAGCCCCCACCAGGGUCGGGGGGCCUGGCCUUGCCCUGGGACCCCCACAACCUAGAGAUGGUGCUUAUCGGUUGCCACAGCUCCGGCUCAGUGCAGUGGUCACAGGAAGAAGGUACGGGGGUCUGA
Lepus europaeus (European hare) is the source of this 3231-nucleotide messenger RNA. RefSeq names its product potassium voltage-gated channel subfamily H member 3 (gene KCNH3). Gene Ontology annotation, molecular function: voltage-gated potassium channel activity. Gene Ontology annotation, cellular component: membrane. The transcript has 15 exons. The coding region runs from base 1 to 3231 and encodes 1076 amino acids. NCBI's taxonomy places the organism in Eukaryota, Metazoa, Chordata, Mammalia, Lagomorpha, Leporidae. Gene Ontology annotation, biological process: regulation of membrane potential; potassium ion transmembrane transport. The record is from RefSeq and is a predicted model, not a curated record.